Podarcis lilfordi (Lilford's wall lizard) is the source of this 19993-nucleotide messenger RNA. NCBI's taxonomy places the organism in Eukaryota, Metazoa, Chordata, Lepidosauria, Squamata, Lacertidae. The record is from the annotation of a GenBank genome assembly.
AUUCCCGCGAGUGGGGAGGGGGACGCGGUGGCCUCUCCAGGGAGCGAUUUAUUUGUUCUAUGGGGGAUUUUUUUGCCUUCCGUAAAAGCGUGUCCCGCGAGGCAACCCGUAGACACGUGACCUCACCUGGGCUCAGGUGAAGGAGGGGCCCUGGACGCCGUUCACCUGGCUCGGCAGGUAAUGCCAAGGCGGGGCUGGCGGGGCGGAAACCAUUCCCGGGGGGAAGAGGGGCGCAGGGAUCCAGCAGGGCUCUUGGAGAGAAGCGGGCGCGGGCCCCGGGGUACCCCAGCGGCCUCGGCUAGGCUGGCUCAGACCUACCUGUAGAAGGACUAGGCCCUGCCCAGGUGUUAAUGGUAACACCAAUCCCCUCGGCGCCUCGCUCGUCGCCCCCUUCCUUCCGCCUCCUAGUCUUUGAGUGGUUCCCACCCCCGUCUCCCCCCACUCGCCUCCCACCCAGGCAUCUUCCUCGAUUUGGGGAGGAAGGGCUUUAACCCAGAAGAUCUGAGGCCAGACCAACUUUGAGGGAACAGGCGGAUGCAGGUCUGACACUUGCUUACGUGGAGAGACCACCCCACCGCAUUACAGGUAAUCUGCAGUAGCCUUUUCUCCUCCAAUCCUGCAUAUGAAUCCCAGGGGGCCCUAUCGAUUUCAGGGCGGGAGUGCUGCUCCUGCUGCUUAUGCUCAAGUGAGUAUGUUUGAGAUUAUAGCCUCAAGUGGAGGGGAUUGGUGAUUUUUAGCCUAGAGGUUUACCAGUAUUUUAAAUUUGGAACUUCCUCUUGUCUGACUUAACAGGACUGUCUGUGCACCGACGACUUGUAUUUAUUUAGUUAGCUCGUAAAAUAUAUGCACCAUUUGAAAGAAACCUAAAAGUGGUUUACAAAAAAAACCACUCACUAGCUUGACCAGUCCAGAGACUCUGCACCCCAUAACACAUGCAUGCACUCUCUCUUCUUUAGAGCAAACAUGUCACUCUCACUGAACUGAAAGAGUAGCCCUUAAAAUGUCUGCCCCAUUCUUCCUGGAAUGCAGGGUAACUACUUUAUUUUGCCUUUGUGGUCAGUAUAGAUAUACUUAUUGAUAUACUGGUGGGAGCAAAUGUUCUACUAUCCAAGACCACCCUUGACUGUCAGAAAUUUAAGGGUAGGAUGGAGAUUCAGAAUACAGUGGUACCUCGAGUUACAUACGCUUCAGGUUACAGACUCUGCUAACCCAAAAAUAUUACCUCGGGUUAAGAACUUUGCUUCAGGAUGAGAACAGAAAUCGUGCUCCAGCGGCGUGGCGGCAGCAGAAGGCUCCAUUAGCUAAAGUGGUGCUUCAGGUUAAGAACAGUUUCAGGUUAAGAAUGGACCUCUGGAACGAAUUAAGUACUUAACCCGAGGUACCACUGUAUGUUAAGGGGUAAGUCAUAUGCAGUAGACUGUUGCUUGGUUUAUGGCUGUGGUCCUACCAUCCAUUGCCAGAACAGUCAUCUACAUAUUGCACACCACCUCAGCAGUAGUUAUUCUGUUUGCAAAUACAGUGUGGCCAAAAUAAACUGGUGGUUACUGGCUUUAGCUGUUGCACUGGGGAAGCGGGGGUUACAUAUAACAUUGGAACAGUUGUUUUGGUUGAAACCAAAGCAAUAACAGGAAUUAUGCAGGUGUGGUAGGUGGGGGGGGGCAAUUCUCUUUUUAAAUACAAAACAAAAAACUACAAAUAGCUGGCAUAGCUUGAUCUGAUGAUUCUGGAAUUAUUUAGCAAGGGAAUCCAACAGAGAGAUCUUAUGUUUGUUCAACAUGUACUUGUCUGUCUCCUUCCUUCAUUUCAAAGUCACCCCUUUGUGCAGCAAUGCUGAAUGCUGGUCAUAUACCUUAACUGCUCCUGUCCACCAAGGACACCCUGGCUUGAGCCUAACUGCUUAAGCUGCCCCUUAUUACUCUCACAAAGCCUUUUAAUUCUCACCAUGCAUUCAUGUUCUUCUGGAUUUUCUUGCAUCUGUAUCAGAUAGGUCCUAGAAAUGUUUGUGAUGAAGCCAUUCUCCGCACACAGGGUUAUAUCCAAUUAAGUUCUACUCAAAGUAUACCCAUUGAAAUUAGUGGACCUAAGUUACCUAAGAACAAUAUAAGAAGAGCCUCCUGGCUCAGGCCAAUGGCCCGUCUCACCCAACAUCCUUUUCUCACCGAAGCCAACCAGUUGCUUAAAGGAAGCUUGCAUGGAGAACCUGAGUACAAUAGCACUUUCGCCACUUGUGAUCCCCAUCAGAGGCAUACUGCCACCAGCAUUGGUGAUAGUACAUAGACAUCAUGGUUAGCAGCCACUGAUUUGUCAUAAAGUUAGUGUUGUCCAUUCAUUUCAGUGGGUCUACUCUGUGUCCCAGCUUCUGCCAACCUAGCAGUUCGAAAGCACACCAAUGCAAGUAGAUAAAUAGGUACCACUGUGGCGGGAAGGUAAACGGCGUUUCCGUGCACUCUGGCUUCCAUCACGGUGUUCCGUUGUGCCAGAAGAAGUUUAGUCAUUCUGGCCACAUGAGCCGGAAGGCUGUCUGCAGACAAACACUGGCUCCUUUGGCCUGAAGUGAGAUGAGCGCCUCACCUUUUAGUCUGGACUUAACCAUCCAUGGAUCAUUUACCUUCUACCUUUUUCUCUGAGUAUGACUAAUUUUGGAUACAGCUCACAGUUCCUGGAAAAGUUCUACUUCCUCUGGAGGGUUCCCAUUGCACAAGCAUUGAUUUGUAUUUAUUUAAAAUAUUUCUUAAAUACAAGUCUUUGGACAAAGGGGUGGAUAAAGCUACUUACACAGGAGAAGUGCAAUGUCAAACCCUGCAAAUAAGCAUAACAAUAUGCAGUAAAAUAGAGGCAGACAUACAACUGAAGAGAUGAAUAAGGCAAAAUCCCAACUAAAAUGCCUAAAAUAAGACAUACAGAAAGGUCUUAACACGGGGCCAAAAAGCUCAUAAUGCUGGCACCAGAAGUGCUCCUUUAGGGAGGGGAUUCUGGAGUUGGGGCACCACUGUAGAAUACACCUCUCCUUUGUGAAUUCAUAAUGUACCCCAAUUAAAGAAGUUACUUGUAGCUGGGCUUCUGCAGAGGAUCUUAAAACACAUGAAGGCUUUUAUGUUGUUGUUAUUGUUGUUAAUGUUAAUUAUUUAUUUGGACUUAUUAGGUGCUUCUUACCUAAGAGCAUGGGUCCCACUGAAGUGCUAACUAUGACCUUUAAAGCCCUUAAUUGGGCUUGCCAGUGUGGCAUCUGUGAGAACAAUGGUGCCAUUGAGUCCAUUCCCUGGUGCUGACAACACCUCUGAGCCCCCCCCCCCACCGCCCUCUUGGUCAUGAGAUGGUGGAGGUGAUUACCUUUUUCUCCCUUGAAAAGUGCAUAGAGCUGAAGGAUGAAGUUGGAAGUGUGGUGCUUCCCGCACGCACGCACGCACACACACACACUUUUUCAGAUCAAUGUGUUUUUUCAGGUACAUUCUACUGGAUCUGACUUCUAGCAAGAUCCCUUAUAAAAGUGAAGGGGGUGUGCACACUUUCUUUUUCUCUCUCUCUAGGCGGGUUAGGGCUGGUUUGGGAAAGGGGAAAGAGAAGUGACCAGAGGGGACAGUACCAGGGAUGGAUUAAGACCUUUAGAGGUCCGAAGCCCUUAAAAGAUUUAGGCCGUCCCCCUCCCCAUAUAUAUAUCUAAUUCAAAAUAUAAACAAUAAUAAACCGUAAAAUAAUUCGCCGUCGCCACCAAAAUAAAAAGAAACCUACAAUAAGAUGGAAAACAAUGUUGAUUUUUGUAUAUUUGUAUAAAUAAUGUUUUUUGUUCAGCUGUGCCAUAUGGUCCAUGGUAAAUCUGGCAAUGGAAAAAUUCAGUGGUGUCCCCCCCCCUUCCCUUGAUGUUCUAAGCACAUGCUUAUUUUGCUUAAUGGUUAAUCCAGCCCUGGAUGGUACCCAUACCACUUGCUCAAAAAUCCAAAGACUUCAAACAGUUGGCAACCCCUGCCUUAAUGGUUUAGGGCCCAGUUAUUUUAAAAAAGGCUGCCUACUCCCAUGCAAACCUGCCAGAUAUUUAUGCUUCUUGACAGAGGCCCUACUCAUACACCUGUCAGGGAGAGAGGCCCGGCUAGCAGACAGGAAGGAUUGGGGCUUUUUCUAUCAUGGCUCCACAAUUAUGGAGCUCCCUAACCUAGGAUACACAGUCAGACCCCUUCUUGAUAUCACUUAAGAGGGACCUAAAUGCAUUUUUAAAUUAGUAUUUGUGACUGCUUUUAUUGGGGAUAUGUAAGAGGUAAGAAGCUUCUUAACUUUGUUCAGAUGGAUGGCUAAUGGAACUGGAUUGGAAGAAGGGAGAAUGAUUUACCGCUGCUAUUGACGUUAGCGAAGUGUUUGAUAUUUAUUUGUCAUUUUAAAAUUGUUUUAAUAUCUUAGUCAGCUGCCAUGGGAAAGCAGUCUCUUUUGCACAGUUACAAACUAAGAGAAACAAAUCCUCUGAAUCUACUUAACAACAGCAAAACUUUUCCUUUUUAUCUUUGUGAGCACAGGAUAUUUUGAAAUGGACGAAGCCGCUGCUUAGGGUCUAGAUUAACCCGAAAGAAGGCAAGGCAAAAGGUAAAUAACAAAAAAGGAGGGUUUUUUGCGGGGGAGGGAGGGAGAAGAGAAGGGAGAUGGGAAAAGUCGGCACAAAAAAUAUGACAUGCUGGGGGGGGAAUCCUGCCUUUCUUCCCUCAGGCCAUUCUAUUUCUGCCUUCAAGGAAAGCUGAAUUCUUUGUUAGACCUGUACAAAUAAGGCAAAAUGAGUUCAUUUACACGAUUCCUUAAUUUGUGUAAUCCUGCAAUAUUUACAGCGUUCCAUAAUUUGAUUCUAGCUUUGCCAUUACAAGGAGCUCUGUGUGAUGCCAAAGCUCAGACUCUCCCCUUCACCACUGGAGGUUUUCUUCAGCUACUCUUCCACCUUCUGAAGCUUCAGCGCCCAGCUCCCACAAAGGACAGGUGUGUUGUGUGUGCACAGAACUCCCACCACCAGUCGCAACCACCCCAGACACAUUGCACAUGUCUUUUCCUGGCUCAUCCUCACUUCAGCUUCCUGCAGGCAUAUCUACCCUUCCAAAAGCUAUGUUUGAAAGCCCUGGGCAAAAAUUCCAUAUGACACAAAGGGUUGCACUUGGAAAGCAAAGUUGGCAAGCCUUGUCUUCAACACCAACAACAGAAGUGCUUUCUGUUUCUAUGUGGGGUCAUCUAGAACUCCAUUGUAUCUUCAAAGGGCUAGAAACUUGAUUUAUUUAUUUUUCAAACAGAAAGUUGAUCUUCUCAAUAAACUGCAUUCUGUAUCCAGUGUUGCCAUGUGUUUCCAUAGAAUAGAAUUGCAGCACAUAAUGCAGAGCAGGGGUGGGGUGAGAAUCUGAAGUGGACACUAGUAUAGAAAAUCUUUGUUCCACAGCUUGUUGGCCUUUUAAGGGAGCCUCAUGAGAGACUUGUAUCAUCUGACACCUAUAUGCAAUGUUGGAGGAGGGUCUUUGGUGCAUUCCCAGUGCCCAAAGGAGCUUUUCAUUAGAAAACUGGCAGCAUUGUGGCCAUGCUCCUGUAUAAACAGAAAGAGGGGACAUGUGAGUCAAAGAGGUGCUGGGAUUCAGAAUAUGGCACUCAGUCCCGCCAGCCUUUCAUCAUUCCUUUUCUGAGCCACUUGCAAUCUCUGCUUUGUGGGAUUUUUGUGCAGAUACAGAUCCCACACUACAGCAGCAGUGACAUGGAACCUAAUACCAAAUGAAUCUUGACCAUAGCAGUCUUGCUGUCCUGGUAGAGGCAGAACUUGAGCAUCUUAACCUCUUUCUCUUCUGGUGCUUCAGCUCAGGUCAUCUGGAUUUGAUGGAGAGCAUGUGUGUUUGAGCAUGUGUGGUUUUUGUUUUCUGUUUUUUUCCUCUCUCCCUGUCAGGAGUCGAAAGGGUGGCAAGUCAUGCUUGGAAAGACACAAGGACAUCGCCAAAACCUAAGCAGCUACCACCAGCCCCCUAGAGAUGUUGCGGUACCCCAGCAGAUCAACUCUCCCAGAGCGACUGACAUUAGCCUGGAGGUGUUCAGUGGCUCUACCCCUGAGCUCAAGCAAACCCGCAAGCCAACACGAGCUGCGAGAAGCCGCAAAGCCGACCCCAAAGAUGCCAGUGGGAGGGAGGGCGAAACGAGUACCUUUAUCCCUGGCGCUGUGGAGACCCCCCGGCCCCCCUGCUGCCCCACUCUGUCCCAGGCCUGGAGUGUUUACAAAGCGAUCUUCUGCUGCAUUGUGACAUGCGGGGACUGCUUCAGGGACUGCCCUUCUAGGAGCCUCUACAAUGAGGCACUGACAGAUGAGAGCAGAGAGUGCAAUGGGCGUUCGCCAAACAGUCCUGCCAAUAGCUCCCCUGCUGAAAAAAACGGGAGCCAAACCAAAAAGAGCACGAUCGGGAGCAGUUUCAGCUACCCAGAUGUGAAACUGAAAGGGAUCCCAGUGGGGAUUUAUACCCCUAGCCCCCACACGGAUACUGAUUCAUGCUACAAGGAGCCUCUUCCGGAGAAGAUAGCCAGGAACAGCAUAGAGAAGCAACCUCUCCCCAGCAGCCUUCGAAGCUCUGAGGAUUACUCCGCCGAUGAUUUGGAUACCGACAGUGACAGUGACCCAAAGAAUAGCUCUAUAUCCAGUGGUCGGAUUGAUUACUUGAUCCACAGGAAACUGACCGAGCUCUUCAGCAUUCACCAAAUUGACGAGCUGGCCAAGUGUACGUCGGACACCGUCUUCCUGGAGAAGACCAAUAAGAUCUCAGACCUCAUCAACAGCAUCACUCAGGACUAUCACUUGGAUGAGCAGGAUGCCGAAUGCAGGCUGGUCCGGGGGAUCAUACGCAUCAGCACGCGCAAGAGCCGGGUCCGACCCCGCGUUUCUGUCCCGACCCGCCCGAGUCUGGAGGAGAGCAUGAGCAGAGGCAAUCUGCCAGACAGUGGCAACGAGACCAUGUUGGCAUCUGUGCUCCCUAGCGAAGGAGGUACGUAUGAAGCUCUGUGCUGUGUGUAGAGCAAAGGGGAGCCAUAAUAAUCAAGGGUGCCUAUGAAGUAUGGGGCUUUUUAAUACAUAUUAGAGAGAGAGAAGAAGAAGAAGAAGAAAUAAGCAAAUAUGCAUGGAUAGUUAAGCACCAGUUUUAACACCAGAUCUGGUUUCUCUUGGUGGUAGUUAUUCCAAUCCACAUGUACCAUAUACAAAGAAAUAUCCUGCAUUUUAGCCCAAUUUGCUUAACAAACAACACUAAUCUACCCCUGGAAUCAGCAUUCAUAGGAUCCUUAACAAGGGUAAAGAUAACAACCAGUUGAAAACCUUUACUACUCCACGUUCCCAAAUUGCAAAUGGAUGCCACUGUGGGUCCCAGCUCUGCAUUACUAUAUGGCGGUGGGCAACUUUAAAGCUUUGGAAGCUGGAGUAAUGUGGGAGACCCUGGCCAAAUCCCUGUUUGGUCAGAAAGUUCACUGGGUGAUUUUGUAUCAGUUGUCCAUUUGCACCUAUGUCCCUCUGCUGGGAAGGCCUGUUGUGAAGAUGAAACUGGAUGGAGGGUGGAGACGAUAGUGGCAGCAGGGAACAAAGUAUGCUACCCUGAGCUUCUUGCAGGAGUGAUGGAAUAAGAAUGCAAUAAAAUCCUUUGGUGGGCAUGCUUGUAUGUAUGCUCCUCUCCCACAUGCACGUGCAUAUCCCUCACUCUUCCUAAGUAGGUUCAAACAGCCAUCUUUUCCCAAAGUGUCACAGUUGCCACACCGGCAUGUUUUAAGAUGUGGAGAGGCCCAGGGGCUGAAUGUGCAUUUGAGUGCCCCUUUCCUUCACACACAAACCUACAUCAAUGUCAUUUAUACCCCUCAACUGAGCGCACUGUUCUGUCAGUAUGGAUGUGGCCCCUGCUUGUGUGAGGCCUGGGGCCAUUACCUCCUCUAAAAAGGGGGGGCAUUGUGUUGCCACCUAGUAGGAGCCUUCUGUUAGGGUCAAAUGCAUGGGGGUGUUUGCAGCCAACACUCCCUGAUAAGCUAUGAAAAUCCGGCUUGGAUGGCUACCUGAAUUCAUGCUUUUUUCUUCACUGUAGGCCAGAAAUGCCUGGGAGGCAAGCAAUGGAGAAGGAUUUUGUGUCUCUCACAUGCACCCCGAAUGCCAGGGAUGGAGAGCCCUGUCCUUCCACAUGUUGUUGGACUCCUAACAGACCCAGCCAACAUAGUUAUGAGGGGUGAUGGGAGCUGUAGUCCAGCAAUAUCUUGAGAUUCACAGGUUUCCUGCUAUAGGUUAUCAGUAGCUUCUUAUUUUGAAUGACUUGAAAAUAUUCGUUCAUACUAAGGUGGUGUGCUUUCCUUUAGCAACUGGACCUGGCCACUAGAAGACUCAGCGAAGACUGGAACCAAAAUCCCAGUUCAGCCCCGAGUCAUUCUCCAAGUUACUACCUCUAAGCCUCAACCUCUUAUUUGCAAAAAGGGGUAUAAUGGCAACACAAUUUGAAGGGUGAUGAUGAGAAGGAAUGAAAGAAUGGGGGUGGGCUACAAACUGAAAUAAGCUCAAGUUUUCUUACGUAAGGCCCUGGGUACAUUUGGGGGUUGUAACAUUUUGUGCACUCGCUAGCAAACUGGUUAUAUCCUUGUCUGUUUCACAGAGGCUACCUGGCUGUGUUGCCCAGUGUGUGCUCAUCAGCUCCCCGUUCAGUGUGUACCUGUAUGAGAUGCUUGUGCAAGCAGGUGUUUCCCCACAUUCACACACUUAGCUGUUUGGGUAUAUCCCUAAAAUAUGUAGAUGCCACAUGAUGUGUGUUUCCUUUCAAAUUUCUUCUUCUUUUGGUUAUCUGUCUUCUAGAUUUCCCUGUUCAGAUAUCUGUUGAAACCACAGCAGAUAUGAAAGCCAGGAACAUGAGGCAUGGAGCAUACAGCGCUGCUGGUAAGACAUCUUCACAGAAUGAAUCGUGUUACAGUGGGGCCCCGCAAGAUGAAUGCCUCGCAAGACGAAAAACUCGCUAGACGAGUUUUCCGUUUUUUGAGUCAUUCCGCAAGACGAAUUUCCCUAUGGGCUUGCUUUGCAAGACGAAACAUCUUGCGAGUUCUUGUGAGUUUGUUUCCUUUUUCUUAAAGCCGCUAAGCCGUUAAUAGCCGCUAAGCCGCUAAUAGCCGCUAAGCCGCUAAUAGCCGUGCUUCGCAAGACGAAAAAACUGCAAGACGAAGAGAAUCGCGGAACGGAUUAAUUUCGUCUUGCGAGGCACCACUGUACCUCCUUUUUCCAUUUGCGACCAUCGAGCCAUCACAGUCUUCCCAACGUGAGCCUGAAGUCAUUUAGAAUUAGGCUCAAUAUAAACGUUGUUUGCGGACAGUACUAUUGUUUGUUACUAAGCAAGGUAUUGGCUUGGGUUUUAUAUUGAAGUAAUAGCAUGAGCCUUAUUCAGGAGUUCAACUUGCAUAAUGAAUAAUCGUAUAGAGCUCUGGCGGUGCCCACUGUACCAGCCCCCCACCAACAUUGCAACCCUACCCCUAACCCACCUAUGCUUUUGAGGGAACCUGCAGAACUCUGCACAGACAAGAUUCCCCAUGUGGUUCCCAAGAGUCCCUCAUGUGAUUCCCAAACAUUUUGCCCCCUGGACCAGUUGAAAAUUGCUGAAGGUCUUGGCAAACCACUUAAUGAUUUUUCUGCCUGUUUAGCAAUGGUAAUUUGCUGCAGCGUUAUUCCUUUAAGGAAGACAGAGCCUUCUUCCAACCGCUCCAUUCUGCAAACCACCUGGUUUCGAAGAACAAUGGAGUGGCUGCUGUACUUGCCUUUUUUCUCAGAGAGAGACAGCCUCUGUAUCUUCUACUCUUACACACAUACAUUGUUCUUCAUUAUCCUAUGGAAGCAGUAAGGAUGUACUUAGUUUUUCACACAUGAUUUCUCCAUAUUGGCUUUAUUUCUGUUAAAUAAAUCACGACACGGUAUAAUAUGCCAUGUGUUGUUGUUCAUCUGAGGUUGUAUUUACCUAAUUUUAAGACCUGCUAAGGAACAAAUGAUUGCUAUUAUGUCUCCAUACGUAAAACCACAGAAUUCAAAGAGGGUGCACUUUCUUUUCCCCAUGACUGUACAUGUAACUCCACAACUCCACAGAGUCAGUGCCACACACACACACAAAUGAAGCUGAGUCAUGACUGUUGGUGGUCCAUGGAUCACUCUUUGGGAACUCCUGGCUUAGAGCACAAAACUACUCCAUGCCGUUUAAUCAUCAUGCAAUUUGAAUAUUCAAAUGUAGAAAUGGGUAACACCAACUGUGGUAUUACAGUCCUGGGGAUCCAACUGCAGAUUAAUUCAAUGAUUUCCUUUGAACAAGUGUGCGGAAUCUAUGAUCAUGCACGUUUAUGUUCUUGGGAAUCCUGGAAAAUCAGGUGUUCAACUGAAGGUGCAUGGGGUAUGUUGUCUAAACAGCGCUUCUAAACUCUAGGGCUAGGAAACUUGUGACGCAGCCCUGAAUUAUCAACUUGUUUAUAGAGAUUAUAAGAAGGAGUGAGACCCUGUCAGCAUAAUGCACAUCUGCUCAAAGAUUUGCUCUGGCUGCCAAUAAAUUCAAGGUGUUACUGUUAAUAUAUAAAACCUGCAACAGCUUCAGACCCAUGCACUUGAAGGAUCUCCUUCCCCUAUAUGCUCCCACUUUGGAACUGGUGCUUUUAAACGAUCCACUCUGCACUUGCAAGAAAUCAGUCUUUUACCGUGGCAGCACCUAUUUUCUGAAAUCCCUGCCUGAUAAUGUCAGGCAGGCAACUCUCUUGUAUUAUUUUUGCCAGCUGCCCAAAAAUGUUUUAUUUAGGCUAAUCUACCCAAAACAUGUAAUGACUAUUUUAUACCAUUUUAUGUAAACUGUUUAGAGAUAUAUUUUUGAUCAAGUGAUAUAUACAAUUGGCUUGAGUGCGAAGUAAACCCGUUCCUGCCUUCUGCCUAAUGAGCACAAAGGCACUGGUAGGAUUCGCAAGCCCUUUGCUUUGGCAGCAGGGUGGGUGGAAUGUUCUCUUAUGUGACUUUGGGGUUGGUUUUAUUUAUUGGCUUAAUUAUUUCAGUCUUACUGAUGAAUGAGGAAAAUCGGAGACAUGACUUGAGAAGAGAGCGUAGCAACUAAUUCCAGUCACUACUACUUUCCCCAUGAUAGUCCUGUUUUAAAAUUCUUGGAUGAGCCUAGCUUUUUAGCCUACACCCUCUUCCACGCACUUUUCUGGCUAUGGUCUUGCUGACCUGUUUUAAUAUAUGCAACAACCUUUGGUAACAUUAUUCUUUUUCUGCUAGCCGUGGAGAGAGGCAAAGUACUAUACAAGGUACGGAAGCCCUGCUGUCUGGCAGCUGGAAAUGGUUCUCUCUCUGCCGGCUUCUUCCUGAGGUUUCCCAAGGCCAUUGCCUGUGUUUUUCUGACCCUACUUUGCACAGCCUUGAAGGCUAAGAACUUGCUCUUGGUUUUUACAGGCUCGCCGAGAUUCUUAGGAGUUUUGACUUCUCUCCUGCAAUACCUGUUUCCACACAAGUGAUUGGAGGGAGUGGAGGGUGGAGGCUGCAUAAAUCUGAGUCACAGAGACAGGGGAGACCUUAUAGUCCAGCUGCCUGCUUAAUGCAGGACACAACUAUGGCUAUCCCUAACAGCUGUCAUUCAGCCUCUGCUUAAGUUAUUCCAGUGAAAGAGAACCUACUGUCUCCCAUGACUGUCUUUCCCAUUGCUAGACAGCUUUUGCCAUGAUUGUAUUAUGGAAUGCAGGCUGUAAUGUCUGAUGUGGAAUCUAACAGGUUAAGUAGGGUACAAAGAAUCUCAGGUUCUGUUUGUUCUUACCAAAAGUCAGGUUCUAGUCCUCAUGGCUGUGGACUUUUUGAGAGGGAUCCACUGCUUGCAUUGGAUUUUAGGGGUUGCAGCGUACCAUUUUUGCAGAUAUUUUCUUCUUAUUCCCCUUUCCUAAGUAUGCCAUAGUCCUGUAUGGCUCUCCUCUCCCUCUUCUUGUUCCUUCUGCCUCCUGUUCUUAGGGUUAAAAUGGCUGCCAAGAGCAGCAUCACCGGUGUGCCUUAGCUGUGCUUUAGCAGACACCGACUAUGACAGAGUUCGAGAGCACCUUGCACACAGCUUGUGGUCAAGCUACAUUCCCCGAGCUUGAUGCAAGAAUGGCUGGGUGCAGUUCUUGGGUCUUACAUGGGAUCUUGGGUUAGUUAUAAACAGGGCUGUGAGUCUUCUGCACAUCCAUGAUGCAGGAUUUGGCUAAGAAUGCUGGCUUUCUUUCCCCACCUACCUCUCAAGAUGAGCUUCAAGUUUUUGUAGCUACAAAGAGACACUUCAAGACAUGCAGUUAAGUCUUCUUCAGCUGAACAUGAAACAGCACUUCUGUAGUCUACUGAGCUUUAAUGCUGUUUCUUUAUGGCAAACAGAAACAGGGGCCUCAUCUGCAUUAUAUAUUUAAAGCAGUAUCCUAGGAUCCUAGACUUGUAGAAUUGGAAGGGACCCUAAUGUUAUGCAGUCCUGCAGUGCUAAAGAAUUCCUAACAGAUGGCCAUCCAGCCUCUGUUUAAGAAGCUUCAUUGAUGGAGAGUCCACCUUUUUCUGAGGUAGUCCGUUCCACUGUCAAUAGCUCUUACCAUCAGGACGUUUCCCCAAAUGUUUAGUCAGAAUCUUUUUUCGUGUAAUUUGAAUUCAUUGGUAUCAUACCGCUUUAAACAGUUAUGGCUUCCUCCAAAGAGUCCUGGGAACUGUACUUCGUUAAGGGUGCUGAAAGUGGUUAGGAGACCCCACUUUCCCUAAUAGAGCUGUGAUUCCCAGAGUUCUGUGGGAAGAGGGGUUGGCUAUUGAACCACUGUGGAAUUGUAGCUCUGUGAGGGGAAUAGGGGUCUUCUUGCAACUCCCAGCACCUUUAACAAACUACAGUCCCCAGGAUUCUUUGUGGGGAAUCCAAGACUAUUUAAAGUAGUAUGAUACUGCUUUAAACGUAUGGUGCAGAUGGGUCCAGGGUUUUAAAAAAACAAAACUAAAAAGCAACCAUGUUUACAUAAAUAUGAGAAGAUGCUGUUUUCCUGCAUUGUGAUUUUCAGUCCAGUAAAUGAUGAAUUGGUUCCAUUUUUUGUGAGGAGGUCUGUUUAUUUUUCUCUACUUCUUUGACAGAUGUGGUCUGUCAGUUUACCCAUUUGUGCAAUUUCAUAUCUUCCACUAUGGAUGGAAAAUGGGAUUUCCAACAGCUGACCAAAACCUUUUUGCCACAGUUAAACAGCUUAACAAAUAAUACAAGAGGGGAGGACAGAUUUCAGGCUUGUUGGAUCUACUUUUUUACUAGAACCUAAAGAUGUACAAACUAAGAGCCAAGUACAAAAGUCAUGCAGAAUGAAAGAGCAAGAGUCCCUCUGAGCACAUUCUGAGCCUUGGAAUUUGGUUCGAGUACCAGAAGUGACCUGAGCUCACAAUUCUUUCUUUCUUUUUUAAAGUCCACUCCCAGUUACCAAAUCUUCAUCUCAGCAACAUAAUUGGGGUGGGGAGAGCUGUUUUGUUGUUGCAUUUGUUAAUCAGUUGUGGGUUGGAAAUCCUUGUUAAUCCAUUGCACAUCACCCAGUAGAUCCUGAACUACCUCUUGCCCUAUAACUAUUAUAUGUACCAGGGGUGGGGAACCACUGGACCGUAGGCCUAAAUUAGGACCACUGCACCAUUUGGACCUCAGGACCAUUUUGCCCAAGCCACUCAUGCCUGGGGCAGGUUAAGGUGUAGUUGGGUCCAAGGGGGCUUGCAGUAGGUGCUGCCACCAUCAUGAUAUCAGUUGAUUGACAGGGGAGUUGUCCUAGCCAUAUGUCAAACUUCGCCCCCAGGGACUAGGGAAAAUAAGGAACCCUAAGGUUGGCAGAAGUCCAUAACAGCUGAAAGUGGACUGAGUAUGUUCCAUGGGCAUGGAAUGCUGAAUGACUGCCAGCUGGUGGAAUGGACUGUCUGUAAUCUUGAGCAGGAGCACUUCACACAAAACUCUGUUGCAGAUGCAACUUGUAGUCUCCAAAAUGUCAAAUUGCAGCCUCUUCGGAACUUAAAGUAAAACAAAUUUGACCAAUUCAAAUUUCCAGAAUUAUUCAUUCAUUCAUUCAUUCAUUCAUUCUCUCUCUUCCCCCCUCCCCCCCCCCCGCACUGAAUUUGGGGUGGGUGGGUGUGCUGAUGAUAUACAGCCCUGGUUAUAGUACAGUGUUCCAGCUUAUCCUUUGGGUAUGCAUUUUCCAGGCUUUUGUAUAUUAUGUAUAAAACUCAGUGUGAUCUGUUAUUUACAACAAAAACUAAAACUAAAACACCCUCUUCUUUGUUUUCCCCUCUCAAGGAUCUCCCCUGAGCAGAGGUUCUUCUUUCCAGGAUACAGAGACGGAUUCCUCUGGAGCUCCUCUGCUGAAAGUAUAUUGCUGAAAAAUGGACCUCGGGAACGAACGUGCUAGGCAACGAGGCCAUGGGGCAAGUUCCCGAUUUCUAAAUGACAAAUACGAUGCCACUUUAUUUUGUUUGUCAAUCUUUAAAAAUUGAACUUGACUCCCUUAACUUGCAUUUUAAGGGAGCCUCAUAAGCAGAUUGUUGUCUAGCAGCAAAAUGACAGGAAAAGGAUAUUGGCACCAGCCAUAAGUUGGGCUUUCCCAGAAUGCCUGGUUCUGUUGCCAUUUUCCAAGAUAGAUUCUGCUGUAAACUUGCCUUCAGAUGACCAAGCUAGUGCCUUUUUCACUACAUCCAUAAGCGACUUUUUGCUGUAAUGGACGUUAAGUAGCAGUGAUGGGUUUUUUGCACACGUCUUUCUAAGUGUGAUCGUCCCACUAGUGUAAGGGCUCCUGUUAUGCAAUAUCCCACAUUAUGUUGGUUUGAUGGUGCUUGGAGACCUUGAAGACAUCUUUCUACAUCUGUCGUUACUUAGUACAGUAUGCUUGGCUCAAGAGUACCACAUCUGUGCCUUGGAUGGACUGUGUUGAGCGAGUGAUGAUGAAACCGCCUUCAAUGAUGGCAAAUUGACAUGAAUGAUGGCAAAUCAACUUUCAAGCAGUGUGUAAUCCGUGGCCAUCCUACAGACUUUCUAACUACGUUAACGCAGGCUGCUUGGAAAACCAGCCAAGACAUGACGUCAUAUGGCUUGCCAACCAUUUGUUGCAGAGCUUUGUUUCAGUCAACUGACAACCGUCAUCCAGGGUUGGAAAUGAUAGCUGGGGUCCUCAAGCAGAUUGGGGCUUGCUAUGAAAAACCAUAGGACUCGGCAUCACGUGUCAUUUUCAGUUCUUUUUUUCUAAGCCCAUCCCGCUCUACAUCAAAGUUAAGCCUUGGAGGGUAAAAGAAGAAACCAGUUUAUAAACAAGCCAGCUUAUAUCAAGCAAAUCAUGGCUUUCAUAGUAAUUAUCAAGCCUCAGAAUGGCAUUUAGAAACUUGAUACAUUUUUUCUCUUAUGGAACGUCAAGGAGUUUGCGUUGGAUGGGAUCCACAGUGUAUCUGGGACAUUUAACUUGAAAUUCAAACUGGUUUGAAACCCAUUUACGUUGUUUUGCUUCCCUCAGAUAGCAAUGUGAAUUGUUACUAGUCAUCCUUUUAGCAAUCCUAUAGUCUGUUGACAGAAUAAAGGUACCCAGGGCUCCUUUGUUCAGAGCCCUUUUCACCUUUGUGCCUCAAAUUCAGGCUGCUUUGAUUUCAGUGGCAAAAGAGCUGAGAUGUUGAUGAAAUGUUCUGCAACUGCGGAUGGGUAGUUUCCAACAACGGCUGUGCAAAAGGACUCUUGUCCCUGGAGCUGUUGCCAUAGAGGAUGGCAGCAUCACGCACUGACCCACUGAUAAGUGUGGUGUAACACUGGGCUUAGCUGGGCAGAGCAAGCACGUUUGUGUAAUGUUAUUAAACAGCGGCCACAGUCCAGAGCCCCACAACUCUGCAUACUGUUUUUGGAGCUCUUGGGAGAAUGCAUGUGAUGGGGGGGGGGGAGAACGCAUAGCUCUCCCUUUCCCUCACCCCCACUUGCAUCUUGUGAGUGAAUUCCUUCUCCUUUCUGUUCCCCCAACCCCAGUACUCUCACCUGGAGUCUUCCCAGAUUGGAUGGACCAAUGUGUGUGUUUUGUUUUUUGCAGAAGACUGCAGGGAAGUCCUCAGCCAGGUUAAUUCAUGCAGCUGGUGGCAUUUUGGUGAUUUGCUGUAUACUUAUCUUCAUUUUUAACUUAGGCUUGAUCAGAACUGGUAGCAGUGUAUAAUUUCCCCUCUUUUAAAUGUGCACACUUAGUUGUCAGUAACACACUGAAUACACAACACUGUGCUGAUUUUUUUAAAAGUGCCAGUCACUCCCCACUGUUACCUCUCUCUUUCUCUCCCGCACCUUUCUGUUUUGUACCUUAACUUGCCUGGAGGGGACAUUUUCGAAAUAGUAAUGUGUUUUCUUUGGGAAAGGAGCUAAUAUGGAAAAUACAUGUCCUUUUGCUCUUUUAAAAAAGCCAGUGAACUUUUAAAAAAUAGUAAUGAUGAUUAUGAUGAUUUUUAAAAAAUCUACCCCUCUUCCACCCAUACCAAGGUAUGGGUUUAAUCUCAAGGAUGACAGCAGCAUUUAGGAAUGGGUUCCGAUGUUGCCUUUUGCAAAUACCAUGAACUUUGCAUAAUGGUCUAAUGGUUUGUUUGUUCCACUUGCAAAUAUGUACAUAUUUUUAUUGAUUAUUAAUUUCAGUUGACAAAAACAUAUCCACAAAUGGAAUACAGAACUUACCAGUUGUUCAGGAAAGAAAGAAAGAAAUCAGUUGAUGGUUGUGGUCUUAAAACGUUCCAAAGUAGGCAGUCAAAUGAAGGUCCUUCACAGGGUUCCGUGUGUCAAUGGAGGGUGAAAACCAUGUUCAAUUGUCUUAACAAAGUCAAUAAAGGGAUACCAUGUUGUACAGAAGAAGACGCGAGUCCUUUUUUUCCAGAUCAAUGUUCCUUUCGUGAGGUGGUUUGUCCAUAAGCACGAUGUCCCAUACUUGCAAAAUUCAAGCUUCAAAAAGUUUUGCAGUUAAAGGCUUUCCAGUUCUUUGUUUAUCACUAAUCAAUCUGCAACGAAGAAUGAGAUAUUUAUUAAUUGUAUUCUUAAUCUGAAGAGUAAAAUAAAAGGGCUAGUUUUGGGUCUCGUCAUAGUGACUGUCCUGUCAUCUGAUUAAUUAUUUGAAAAGGGAAUGAAUGGGGCAAUAUGAUUACUAGGGAACUAGGCAAAUUGCAUUCCUGCCAGCAGCGUUUGGCUGUAUUGUUAAUUUUAUUCAAUCUGACUGGGCACAUGUGCUAUUUUUAGAGCAUUUUUUCAAGUCCUAAUUGAGAGAGAUCCAAAUGGUAGUCUAGUCCAAUUUUGUUUCCAUAGUUGUUCCUCUAGCUCUUCUCCACAAUAUUUUCCCCAUUUUAUUCUUAAUAAAAUGAAAUAAGAGGAGAGGUAGCAAGAGGAUUUUAUAUAGUUGGGAAAUGAUUCCUUUUUCCAGUGUGUUGGUAGUAUCAAAUAAUUGUUCAAAGCUGUUUAGGUUGAGUAGUGUCUGAGCCCUUAGGUUUGGUUGGUUUAGGAAGCAUAUGAUCUGUUGCAUGUGGUCUGGAACUACCCUUUCAAGCAGCAUUUGAUGACCCUGAAAAAUAAGAGCAAAUCCCUAUGGGGAGCAGUAUCAGUUGUGGGUCUGCACAGAUAAGGAAGCCAAAUGGUGUAGGCUUGUGUGGUCUUAAGGAAAAUGCUUCAAAUGUGCCCAAGGUGGAUUAAGUCUCUGCCUCUUUGUCAGAGAACAGAUAGCUUCAGGGGAUAUCAAAGGUUAGAACACACUGGACUUGAUGAACCAGUUUUCCCCUUUCUCCUACUACUAGGAGAAACAUCUCCCCCCAGCUUUCACCAUCAACUUCCUCUGCAGAAAAAAGAAAUGUUAAGCUUCUCCCAGUGACUUAGAUGACAAUAAAAAACAAGGAACAGGGGUGUGCACACCAUAAUAAGCUUUGAGCCAUCCAAAAUAAAUACAAGUUGGCACUCUGCAGUCAGAAGAAAGCACUACUGGGAGUUCAAUGGCAUUUACUCCCAGGAAAUGAUGCAUGGGAUUGCAGUCGUGCUGAUCCUAAUAAAUUGGGCAUUAUGAUAUGUAUUGCUGCUACCCACCCAGCCCAAAGCAGGGGUAAAAUAUAUUAUGAAUCAACUCAGCUGCUUUUCUUUUUGACUCUCCUUGGCGUGACUAUGGGGCAUAAUCAGCUCCUGCUGUUUAAAAUGUGGUCAUGAGCGCUCAUUUUUGUUUCAGUGGAAAGUAACGAUAGAGCUGAGGUGGCCACCUCCUUUUCUUCUCCAGUUCAUUGAUUUCCAUUUUUCAUGAGAGCUUAUUAAUGAUUGUUAAUUGGAAGGAUACCUCUGGAGAGUUUACAACAUUUGACGCUUUUUAGCUUAGAGCAAAGGUGAGGAAGAUGAGUCAUGAUGGAAGUAUAUAAAAUGGGUUGGAGACAGCAGACAGAGCAGCUUUGUUCCUCAUCAAAGCAAAGUCUGGGAAAAUUCAAUGAGGCUGAAUGGUGGAAGAUUCAGGACAGGCAACAGAACGUACUUUUCCACACAGAGCUAAACAAUGGAACUCACUCCCACAAGAAGUAGUGAUGGCCACCAACUUGGAUGGCUUUAAAAGAUAAUUAGACAAAUUCACGACUAUGUUCGAUGAUGAUGAAAUACCUGCCUUCACCCUAAGGUCUCAGGGCAGGUUACAACAAUUUAAAAUCUAACAUUAAAAUCCACUAUCAGAGGCUUACUGCCUCUGAAUGCCAACUGCUGGGAAUCACAGGAGGGGAAAGUGAUGUUGUGCUGACAUUCUGCUUGCAGGCUUCACAGAGGCACCUGGUCGGCCACUGAGAAGAGGGUGCUGGCCCAGGUGGAUCAUUGGUCUGAUCCAGCAGGCACUUCUUAUGUUGGCCUUUGGCUCUUCUUGCAUUCUUAUGUUCUUAAAAGGUAAAGGUAAAGGGACCCCUGACCAUUAGGUUCAGUCAUGACUGACUCUGGGGUUGCGGCGCUCAUCUUGCUUUGUUGGCCGAGGGAGCUGGUGUACAGCUUCCAGGUCAUGUGGUCAGCAUGACUAAGCCGCUUCUGGUGAACCAGAGCAGCGCACGGAAACGCCGUUUACCUUCCCGCCGGAGCCGUACCUAUUUAUCUACUUGCACUUUGACGUGCUUUCGAACUGCUAGGUUGUCAGGAGCAGGGACUGAGCAACCAGAACUCACCCCAUCACGGGGAUUCGAACCGCCGACCUUCUGAUCGGCAAGUCCUAGGCUCUGUGGUUUAACACACAGCGCCACCCACGUCCCUCUUAUGUUCUUAGUACAGCCAUAACACAUGCUCCACUUCUCUUUCCCAGAGGGUGGCAGCAUCACCACGAUAAACUGGCUGGGGAAUUUCGAACAUCUGGCUAGUGCAAAAGAUAGGCACCGCUUCAAAACAGGCAGUUCAAAUUCUUGUCAAUCAAGGAUGUAGUGCUAGAAGAAGGAAUUGCGGGAUACAUUUACUACUGUAGAAGUGAAUUUUGCAGCAGCAACAAAAAUAAAAUUAAAGUUUUUUUCCCCCAGAGUUGACAUAAUAUUGCACAUUGCCUUAAUGCUGCAAAAGAACGAAAUCUUGACCUUGAGUUAAAUUCACAGAACAGGAAGUAUUUUUUGGAGUUGCUUUCUAAACAGUUCUUUUUGAAUCUCAUUUGUCAACAAGUUCACUAAUUUGCUAUUGAUUUGUUUCAUAAAAUGUGUACACAGCUUGAUUGUAAAACGAACACACAAACAAACAAACCUCAAAGUGGUUUACAAAUGGCAGACAGCUUCACUGAAAGAAAGCUUACUUACGUCAUUCCUUUGCCGUUACAGCUCCAUUGGCUACUAGAGAAACUUGACUGGCUCCCUUCUUGUUUGUCCCUCCACUGACAGGGGAAGACUUUCCUGUUUUUCGCAUGGUUUUCAUAGAUUUUAUAUAUGUUUGUAGUUAUGAAUUCCAUUCAUGUUGUUUUUAAAUUAUAGUUUUUCUGUGUUUUUAGCAGUUCUUAUUUUUAUUUGUAAGCUGCCUUGUCAGAGAAAAAGGCACUGUGUCAAUAAAUAUAAUAAUUCACCACC